Molecule: messenger RNA, 1260 nt
Organism: Knipowitschia caucasica
Lineage: Eukaryota; Metazoa; Chordata; Actinopteri; Gobiiformes; Gobiidae
Source: the annotation of a GenBank genome assembly
AUGAAUAACAGCAGAAAACGGACACGUUUCCAGGACGUCCAUGUGAUGAUAUUUGUUGGUUUCGGUUUCUUGAUGACCUUCCUGAAGCGCUACAGCUUUGGGGCAGUGGGUUUUAACUUCCUAAUCGCGGCGUUCGGGCUCCAGUGGGCGCUCCUGAUGCAGGGCUGGUUCCACUCUCUGGACUACACCGACGGAAAGAUCAAAAUUGGGAUAGAGAGCUUGAUCAACGCAGACUUUUGUGUGGCUGGCUGUCUGAUCGCCUACGGGGCCGUGCUGGGUAAAGUCAGUCCAGUCCAGCUCAUGGUUCUCACCUUGUUUGGAAUCACUCUGUUUGCAGUCGAAGAAUACAUCAUCCUCACUCUCAUCCAUGCCAGAGAUGCCGGAGGCUCCAUGGUCAUCCACACUUUUGGAGCUUAUUAUGGACUCGCCAUCUCGUGGAUGCUCUACCGACCGAACUUGGACCAGAGCUGUCGACUGCAUGGCUCCGUCUACCACUCUGACGUCUUCGCCAUGAUUGGUACUUUGUUCUUGUGGAUGUUCUGGCCCAGCUUUAACUCGGCCAUCACAGACCACGGAGACGGCCAGCACAGAGCCGUCAUCAACACGUACUUAGCUUUAGCCUCCACAGUUCUCACCACGAUGGCCAUCUCCAGCCUCUUCCAGAGGCACGGCAAACUAGACAUGGUUCACAUCCAGAACUCGACUCUUGCUGGAGGCGUGGCAGUGGGAACGGCUGCUGAGUUCAUGCUGAUGCCCUACGGCUCCCUGAUUGUGGGCUUCUGCUGCGGGAUCAUCUCCACGCUGGGAUACAUCUACCUCACUCCGUUCAUGGAAAAGUACCUGAAAAUUCAAGACACGUGUGGAAUCCAUAACCUCCACGCCAUGCCUGGACUCAUCGGUGGAAUAGUGGGCGCCAUCACAGCCGCGGCGGCCACUGAGUCCGUCUACGGCCACGAAGGACUCGUCAACACCUUUGACUUUGAGGGUGCGUUCAAAGACAUGGUGCCGACUCAACAGGGAGGGCACCAGGCCGCGGGCAUCUGUGUGGCUCUGUGCUUCGGUGUCGGAGGAGGAAUCCUGGUUGGGUGUAUCCUGCGUUUACCCAUCUGGGCGGAUCCUGCUGACGACAACUGCUUCGACGAUGAGUCUUACUGGGAGUUGCCAGAAGAUGAAGAAAGCACUCCCCCCAUCUUGCAGUACAACAACCACAUGCGAAACAAGGAUAUAGUUGAGUCAAAUUUUAGCAUGGAGCAGAACUGA